AUGCUCGUGAAGACAGUUUCAACCAGACGGCUGUUUCCGGUCAAGGUCUUCUUGAUAUGGGAAUCCCAGAAAGCGACGAAGCUAGUCCGUCAAAGGCUAGAGCAUCUGGCCCAUGAAAAGGCCGCUCUGCUUGCUCUUUGGGAAGAGCGCCGUAUUCUGUAUGAGCAGUGCAUGGAUCUCAGCUGUUUUAUCGUGACACCGAACAAGCUGAGACAUGGAUGA
Molecule: messenger RNA, 222 nt
Organism: Cooperia oncophora
Lineage: Eukaryota; Metazoa; Nematoda; Chromadorea; Rhabditida; Trichostrongylidae
Source: the annotation of a GenBank genome assembly